CAUUACUUCAACAUAGCUCCAGGAAAUGUGGGUUCUUCCCCCAGAUCCUCUGAUUUAGUCAAAUUAGCCCAAGAGUGCUGUUACCAUAAUAACAGGGGCAUUGCAGCUCAUGGAGUGAGAGUCCUAACUAAUAUAACUGUCUCUUGUCAAGAAAAAGAUCUUUUGGCACUAGAACAAGAUGCUGUCUUUGGCCUGGAAUCCCUUCUGGUACUUUGUAGUCAAGAUGAUAGUCCAGGUGCUCAAGCCACAUUAAAGGUGAGUUUGGCUACUGUGAUUUUUGUAGCCAGUCAGAAAGCAUUAUCUGCUGAAGUAAAGGCAGUAAUUAAGCAGCAGCUUGAAAGCGUCUCCAAUGGAUGGACUGUAUACCGUAUUGCCAGACAGGCUUCCAGAAUGGGUAAUCAUGACAUGGCUAGAGAGCUUUAUCAGAGUUUGCUGACUCAGGUUGCCUCAGAACACUUCUACUUCUGGCUGAAUAGUUUGAAGGAGUUCUCACAUGCAGAACAGUGUCUCACUGGAUUGCAAGAGGAAAAUUAUAGUUCAGCACUUUCUUGCAUUGCUGAGUCUUUAAAAUUCUACCACAAAGGGAUUGCUUCCUUAACAGCUGCCAGUACACCACUGAAUCCUUUAAGUUUUCAGUGUGAAUUUGUAAAACUCAGGAUUGACCUUCUACAAGCCUUCUCUCAACUUAUCUGUACUUGCAAUAGCCUAAAGACAAGCCCCCCACCUGCUAUUGCCACAACAAUUGCCAUGACUUUAGGAAAUGACCUUCAGAGGUGUGGUCGCAUCUCCAAUCAGAUGAAACAAUCCAUGGAAGAAUUCCGAAGCCUUGCUUCCCGAUAUGGGGAUCUUUAUCAGGCAUCUUUUGAUGCUGACUCAGCAACUUUGAGGAAUGUAGAACUACAGCAGCAGAGCUGUUUACUAAUAUCUCAUGCAAUAGAAGCCCUGAUUUUGGAUCCAGAAUCAGCAAGUUUCCAGGAAUAUGGAUCUGCUGGAGGAGCCCACGCUGAUAGUGAAUAUGAGAGAAGAAUGAUGUCUGUAUAUAAUCAUGUCUUGGACGAAGUGGAAUCACUUAAUCGGAAAUAUACCCCUGUUUCUUAUAUGCAUACAGCAUGCCUCUGCAAUGCCAUCAUUGAUUUGCUGAAAGUUCCCCUUUCAUUUCAGAGAUAUUUUUUCCAGAAACUGCAGUCUACUAGCAUCAAGCUUGCUCUGUCACCAUCCCCCCGGAACCCUGCAGAGCCUAUCGCUGUCCAGAAUAACCAGCAGCUGGCGCUGAAGGUAGAGGGAGUGGUUCAGCACGGAUCUAAACCAGGACUCUUCCGCAAAAUUCAGUCUGUCUGUCUGAAUGUUUCUUCCACAUUACAGAGUAAAUCCGGACAAGACUACAAGAUACCCAUUGACAAUAUGACCAAUGAGAUGGAGCAGAAGGUUGAGCCUCAUAAUGAUUACUUCAGUACUCAAUUUCUGUUGAACUUUGCUCUCCUUGGAACACACAACAUUACAGUGGAAUCUUCAGUGAAAGAUGCCAAUGGUAUCGUAUGGAAGACUGGUCCCAGAACUACCAUAUUUGUAAAAUCCCUGGAAGACCCUUAUUCCCAGCAAAUUCGCCUGCAACAGCAGCAGGCCCAGCAACCAUUACAGCAGCAGCAGCAGCGAAAUGCCUACACACGCUUCUAACCACGUGAGGGAUGCGCUGCAGACUUUGAAGGGAUUGAUCCAGUUGGUACAAAUAGUUUGCUUUUUCAUAUGGAUUAAGUAUGAAAAUUAGAAUGUGGAAUCUGUUUAUUCAUUGAUUAAUGUAAUAUUCUGGAAAAUGGGCUUUUUUUUCCUUAAAAAUUUAGUUUGAAAAAUUAUUGGGUUCCUAGCCAAAAGAAAUUUUUUUCUUGUUUGUUCUUAAACCAAGUUCCUUAUCUCAUAUUUAACAUUUUCAUUGUUUUGUUAUUAUUGUGUUUUCUGUUGCUGAGCUUUUUCUUUUAAGAGUAGCCACAUAUUGAGAUCAUUGAAUUAGUAAAUUCGACUGCUUCUCUUAUAGAAUACAUCAUUUGCUGCCUGACAGAGACUUGGAAUUCUGAGGUAGGCAUUGGGAAGUUUUGACCAGUCGGUGCAAAGUUUAUCCACAGUAGUAGAAACUGAGUCCUUCCAUAGAUGGAAUUGAAAGUGUCCCCUGCAGUGUCUGGCCUUCCAGAUUAUGAGAGUCUGUAGUCUAGCAGGUUUGAAACAUCCUGCUCUAUUAUUUCAGCCACUUAUCUAUCUCUUCCUGUGGUAAAACAAUCUUAAUUUAUUGUUUUAGUAUUUAAUUGACCCAAAGAGCAGCUAGCAAUUGCAUAGACAAAUUGGAGAUUAAUAAGUUGUUUUUCUCCUAAUAUGUGGAUUUUUUUAUGUUCUUUCUUUUUUUUUCUUUUUUUAAAGAUGACUGGUAAGGGGAU
This is a messenger RNA of Galeopterus variegatus (Sunda flying lemur), 2423 nucleotides long. It is a transcript of the gene INTS7, whose product is annotated as integrator complex subunit 7. The record is from RefSeq and is a predicted model, not a curated record. The annotation marks the transcript as partial. Gene Ontology annotation, cellular component: integrator complex. Gene Ontology annotation, biological process: snRNA 3'-end processing. NCBI's taxonomy places the organism in Eukaryota, Metazoa, Chordata, Mammalia, Dermoptera, Cynocephalidae. The transcript has 12 exons.